AUGCAAUCCCAUUUCAAAGCGUGCAAAUUCCAUUUCGUAAACACUGUUAAUUGGUCCGCGUUUUUCGUUGAUUACCCUAAAGCAGCGCAUAAAACACCGCGCAUUUCCAAAUCAGCCAUUACAUUACUUGACUGCUUGGUCGAAGUUUGUUAUGCGCUAAAAUUGGAUUAUAUUUCAAGAUUUGAAAACAUCGAUGAUGUGACGUCACGAAGUGGUGAUGACGCAACAGAAAAACCCACUUCAACAUGGUAUGUGACGUCACAGAGGAUCAAGCGGACCAUGACGCAAAGAUGGAAUAAAGAAAAGUCAGCGAAUAAAGCUGCCGAAGAAAAGCGCAAGACGUCUGUGGAAUGUCAGCCUUUGACGUCAACAUGUGACGUCAGGUAAUCGACGUUUUAUUUUCAGACGAAGAACAAAGACGAAGACGCCAAUAUAAGGAUACCCGGUUUGAGGUGUUUGUGGGCUUAUGUGUGUAUAGGCCUAUU
Messenger RNA from Ciona intestinalis (vase tunicate), 485 nucleotides. Lineage: Eukaryota; Metazoa; Chordata; Ascidiacea; Phlebobranchia; Cionidae. The record is from RefSeq and is a predicted model, not a curated record.